Messenger RNA from Fonsecaea multimorphosa CBS 102226, 264 nucleotides. RefSeq lists its product as uncharacterized. Bases 1 to 264 code for a protein of 87 amino acids. The record is from RefSeq and is a predicted model, not a curated record. NCBI's taxonomy places the organism in Eukaryota, Fungi, Ascomycota, Eurotiomycetes, Chaetothyriales, Herpotrichiellaceae. The transcript has a single exon.
AUGGAUUAUGCUCAACAGUCCAAACUGUUAGGUGGACCAAUUGGGCUGUUGAAAUCAUUCACCACCAGGUGUGCUGCGGGAAUCUCGAACGAGAGUGUCAAUAUCUUCGGUGGCCGUGACACGACACAGUCCGGCAUGGGCAGGGUUAUCGCGCACUUCCACCGUAUUCGCAAGAGCGAUGCUAUUCCAGGUGGCGCCCAAGAAGUUCUCGCUGAUCUCGGUAUCCGGCAAGCGAUGAAGAUGAUGCCAAAUGCGAUGCUCUGA